Molecule: messenger RNA, 3941 nt
Organism: Galleria mellonella (greater wax moth)
Lineage: Eukaryota; Metazoa; Arthropoda; Insecta; Lepidoptera; Pyralidae
Gene: SMC1
Product: structural maintenance of chromosomes protein 1A
Exons: 24
Coding region: 122-3781 (1219 amino acids)
Biological process (GO): sister chromatid cohesion
Cellular component (GO): nucleus; chromosome; cohesin complex
Molecular function (GO): ATP hydrolysis activity; protein binding; ATP binding
Source: RefSeq, a predicted model, not a curated record
UUUCAUUCAUUCGUUAUCUAUGUUUUUGUUGAUGUGACGUUUAUAGAAAUUGUUUGGCGCUAAUAUUAUUUAUUAAUUAUAUACUUAUAUUUCAUGUAAAAUUUCUAUGUGAUCUACAAAAAUGCCAGCGUUUCUAAAAUAUAUUGAUAUGGAAAAUUUCAAGUCCUAUCGCGGUCAUCACCGGAUAGGUCCUCUGAAGUCUUUCACUGCCGUUGUUGGCCCCAAUGGUUCAGGCAAAUCAAAUUUUAUGGAUGCAGUAAGUUUUGUGAUGGGUGAAAAAACGUCUCUGCUACGUGUGAAGCGUCUUAGUGAUCUAAUCCAUGGUGCAUCCAUCAACAAACCUGUCUCUAGAAGUGCUUCAGUGACAGCUACUUUUGUGCUUGAGGAUAUGACAGAGAAGCAGUUUCAGAGGUCUGUUAUUGGACAGUCAUCAGAGCACAAAAUCGAUGGACAUUCUGUGUCAGUGUCGAAUUACCUGGCGGAGCUGGAGAAGCUGGGCAUUAAUGUGAAGGCGAAGAACUUCCUGGUAUUCCAGGGUGCCGUUGAGAGUAUUGCCAUGAAGAACCCCAAAGAGAGGACCACACUCUUUGAAGAGAUUAGUGGAUCUGGUGUACUCAAAGAACAGUAUGAGGCUUGUCGUGCAGAAGUAAAUCGUGCGGAUGAAGAAGCUCAGUUCUCAUAUCAGAAAAAGAAGGGUGUAGCUGCCGAGCGGAAGGAGGCUAAGUUUGAGAAAGAGGAAGCUGAGAAGUAUACCAGACUGAAGGAAGAACUGGCUGAGCAAAAAGUGGAACUCCAACUCUUCCACUUGUAUCACAAUGAGAAAGACAUCCAGAACAGUGAGGAGGAACUGCAGCAAAAGCAGUCCGAGCUGGCCAAAGUGGAGAAGAAGAGGCAAAAAGCAGAAGAUGCGCUCAAGGAGAAGAAAAAAGAAGCUGGCACUGUGCAGAGAGAGUUGGCCAAGAUCGAGCAGGAUAUUAGAGAUGUGGAAGCUGAGAUAUCGAAGAAGCGUCCAACUUUCAUCAAGGCGAAGGAGCGUGUGACCCACUCGCAGAAGAAGCUGGAGAGCGCUAUCAAGACCCUCGAGCAGGCGCGUAAGGCCCAUGAGGCACAUCAGGCCGACAUCAAGAAGUUGGAGGACGAGCUCCGUCAAGUGGAGGAGCAGAAGGCGACCUGGGAGCAGUCUAUACUGGGCACCUCGCACACCGGACGUGCCGAUGUCCAUCUAGAGGAAGCUCAGAUCCGCGAGUACGAGGAGCUGAAGAUGGAGGCGUCGCGGCAGGCGGCGCGCUAUCUGCAGGAGCUGGACUCGGUGAACCGCGAGCAGAAGGCCGACCAGGACCGGCUCGACAACGAGCUGCGCCGCAAGGGGGAGCUCGAGAACAAGCACCGACAGAAGGGUCAUGAGAGAAAUGAAGCCAUGAAGCGAGUGGAGAAACUGAACGAACAUAUCAAGAGCUCGGAGCAGGCGUUGGAAGAACAGAGACGGUUGCGCGCCGAGUUACAGGCGGACGUGGGCGAGUGCCGCGGGCGCGCGGCCGAGCUGCAGGCGCAGCUGGAGGAGGUGGCGGCGCAGCUGGGCGACGCGCGCGUCGACAAGCACGAGGAGGCGCGCCGCCGCAAGAAGCAGGAGAUCGUCGAGAGCUUCAAGCGGGACAUUCCCGGCGUGUACGACCGCAUGAUCAAUAUGUGCCAGCCGACGCACAAGCGGUACAACGUGGCCAUCACGAAAGUGCUAGGCAAGUACAUGGAGGCGAUCGUGGUGGACACGGAGAAGACCGCGCGCCGCUGCAUCCAGGUGCUGAAGGAGCGCAUGCUCGAGCCGGAGACCUUCCUGCCGCUCGACUACAUACAGGCCAAGCCGCUCCGCGAGAGGCUCAGGGACAUCCGCGAGCCGAAGAACGUGAAGCUGCUGUUCGACGUGCUUCGCUUCGAGCCGGCCGCCAUCCACCGCGCCGUGCUCUUCGUCACCAACAACGCGCUCGUCUGCGAGACGCCCGAGGACGCCUCGCGCGUCGCCUACGACCUCGACCGCAGCAAGAACAGUCGAUACGAUGCGCUGGCUCUAGAUGGCACGUUCUAUCAGAAGUCGGGCAUCAUCUCCGGCGGCUCGCUCGACCUGGCGCGGAAAGCGAAGCGCUGGGACGAGAAGCAUCUCUCGCAGCUCAAGUCUAAAAAGGAAAAAUUAACAGAAGAGCUCCGUGAGUCCAUGAAGAAGUCCCGUAAAGAGUCCGAAUUGACGACUGUGGACUCGCAGAUCCGAGGGCUCGAGUCCCGUCUCAAGUACGCCAUCACAGACCGGGACACCACCUUAAAACAAAUCAAAGCCCUGGACGCCGAACUCGCCGAGUUGGAGAGGAAGAUGGAAAUGUUUGGGCCGCAAAUCGAGGAGAUCGAGCGCACGAUACGCGCGCGCGACGCCAAGAUCCAGGAGGUGAAGGAGAACAUGAACAACGUGGAGGACGUCGUGUUCCGCGGCUUCUGUCGGGACAUCGGCGUCGCCAACAUCCGGCAGUACGAGGAGCGCGAGCUGCGCGCGCAGCAGGAGCGCGCCAAGCGGCGGCUGGAGCUGGAGGCGCAGGUGGACCGCAUCGCCUCCAACCUGGAGUUCGAGCGCUCGCGGGACACGCAGAAGAACGUCACGCGCUGGGAGCGCAGCGUGCAGGACGUGGACGACGAGCUGGACGCCGCGCGCCAGGCCGAGGGCAAGCAGCGCCAGGACAUCGACCGCGAGCUGCGCCGCAACGACGCGCUCAAGGCCGACCGCGUCGCCGCGCGCGCGCGCCGCGACCACGCCGACGCGGACGUAGACAAGGCUCGCAAGGAUGUGGCUGCCAUACAGAAGGACAUACAAACAGUGCAAAAGCAGAUAUCGAGUAUCGAGUCGCGCAUCGAGAGCAAGCGGAGCGAGCGGCACAACAUACUCAGGCAGUGCAAGAUCGACGACAUCAACAUCCCGCUGGCGGAGGGCAGCCUGGAGGAGGCGGAGGAGUCGGAGCCGUCGUCGCUGAGCACGGGCGCGCAGGCGCAGCGCGAGGCGCGCGUGCGCGUCGACUACAGCGCCCUCGCCGACGGGCUGCGGGACCUCGACGACCCCGACGACAUCAAGCGCAAGGCCGACAAGCUGCAGAAGGCCAUCAACUCGCUGCAGAACACCGUCGACAAGAUACAGGCGCCCAACAUGAGGGCGAUGCAAAAAUUGAACGAGGUCCGCGAGAAAGUGAGCGCGACCAACGAAGCGUUCGUGGCGGCCAGGAAGCGGGCGCACAAGGCUAAACUGGCGUUUGAAAGGGUGAAAAAGGAGCGUCACGACAAGUUCAUCGAUUGUUUCGACCACGUCGCCAACGAGAUCGACGCUAUUUAUAAGGCGCUGGCGAUGAACCAGUCUGCGCAAGCGUUCCUGGGCCCCGAGAACCCCGAGGAGCCGUACCUGGACGGCAUCAAUUACAACUGCGUGGCGCCCGGCAAGCGCUUCCAGCCCAUGUCCAACCUUUCCGGCGGUGAGAAGACCGUCGCCGCGCUCGCGCUACUCUUCGCCAUACACAGUUACCAGCCGGCGCCGUUUUUCCUGCUGGACGAAAUCGAUGCGGCCCUAGACAACACAAACAUCGGCAAGGUGGCCUCCUAUAUCCGCUCCAAGAAGGGCUCGCUGCAGACCAUCGUGAUCUCGCUGAAGGAGGAGUUUUACGGCUGCGCGGACGCACUCGUCGGCAUAUGUUCCGAGCCCGCGGAUUGUCUCGUCAGUGACGUCAUCACACUCAGCCUCGAGAAAUACGACGACUAGAAUUUUUUUAAAUAUUUAGGCUACUCAUUCCCCCUCGAGAUAACUCUAACAAUGACAUUCUGUAAUACUAAGUGUUAAGUUUAUAAGGACUUGGUGAUAUACAAAAAGUUAUUUCACAAAAUAAUAUCUUCUCGGUAAAAUAAAAGGUUUUAUUUAAAUA